Molecule: messenger RNA, 1216 nt
Organism: Trametes versicolor FP-101664 SS1
Lineage: Eukaryota; Fungi; Basidiomycota; Agaricomycetes; Polyporales; Polyporaceae
Exons: 19
Coding region: 47-1216 (389 amino acids)
Source: RefSeq, a predicted model, not a curated record
GCGUCGUUCUCCUCGUUCCCCUCACCCUUUGAUACACUCUCUCGCUAUGUCUACUGAUAGCGAUGAUAGUGGUUUCUCUAUCUCCGGGUCCGUAGCGGGGAUAUAUCCGACGACAACGACGACGCAGCACAUGAACCUAGGCGCGAUCCUUAUAGGAUGCAUUAUUCAGGCUAUGUUCUACGGAAAUAUGUUCUCGCUCGCGUGGCGGUACUACACCGCAGGGCGGGGCGGAGAUCCAUUGUGGUUCAGGGUAUCCAUUGGACUUGCGUGGUUCAUUUGCACGUUCAGUGUAGCCGUUUCGGUUCACGGACUCUGGUUCUUCGUAGUGGAGUUCUUAUUCCAGAAGUGCACCGAGGCGCCGUGGACGGUCGAUUUUUACCUCCUGAUCAAUUCCAUCGUGGCCACACUCGUCAGGCUAUUAUAUGUAUACCGGCUAGGAAAGCUGUGUCGGACGUCAGUCAUCUUCCGUGGACGCGCUUUGGCUAUGAUUCUGUUGGGGCUGACGGUCAUACUUUGCGUCGUCGAGAUGGCCGCAUCUGCCACAAUAUCGAGCCGACUAUAUGUCACGGACACCGCGCUGACGGGUCGGGAAGGGCCAUAUUUGAGGCCGAUCUUUUAUCUAUUGUUCGCCUCCGGAUGGUCCGCGAACCUCAUCCUUACCGGUAUAAUGUGCCUCUGGCUCCACAGCGCCAGGACGGGCCUGCAUCGGACCGACUCCGUCAUCAACAACAUGAUCGUGUAUACCCUCGAGACAGGACUGUUUCCAAGUCUCAUUGAGACAAUCGGCAUGAUCACUUUCAUUGUCGCGCCGGAGAGGCAAGUAUACAUCGCAUUCUACAUCCAAAUCGGUCUCUUGUACUUAAGCUCCUUGCUCACCUCGCUCAACAAGCGCCAGUUCGUCCAAGGGCUCAUCCGCAAGCCACUCUCGCUCAACUUCAGCAUCCUCAACGACGCAUCUAUCAACCGCGAGCCGUCCCCAACAGACCGCGGCCAUUCUGUCACACUGACAGACGGCCAGCCGCCCGAUCUCCCGUACAUGAAACCUGCGUACAGUCCGGGGGAGCGAUCUGAGGAAAAGGCGGUGUCGCUCGUUGGCGUCGAGCGUCCACAGGCAGAGCCGCACGCGCGAGUGGCCGCGAGGCCGCGAGCGGCGACGAUGCCUGGCCUGCGGCUGUCGGAGCGACAGACAUGGAUAGAUUCAGCAACGCUGUACUAG